This is a messenger RNA of Phycomyces blakesleeanus NRRL 1555(-), 330 nucleotides long. RefSeq lists its product as hypothetical. Bases 1 to 330 code for a protein of 109 amino acids. The record is from RefSeq and is a predicted model, not a curated record. Lineage: Eukaryota; Fungi; Mucoromycota; Mucoromycetes; Mucorales; Phycomycetaceae. The transcript is spliced from 3 exons.
AUGAGAUUCAAUUGGAAAAAUUCUGACAUUGCAACACAAGCAAUAGUAAAUACGCCAAAGCCAAGAGGAAUUACUCGCAGCAUCUUGGUUGUUAUUCACAAUUCAACAGUAAUGCAUGUAUCGUUGAAGCUGCCACUCAGAAAGCUGAAAACAGAAAAUAACCCUAUUCCUUUCCCAAAAAAAAGGACUAACAAAAGCAAAGGCAAACAAUAUCCCAUUACUGGAUCCGCUGUACCGCAAGGUAGAACAAAAGGUUUGCAACGCCUGCCUUCUUACUGCUUCUCACCCAAGCUUAAUGCAAUUGACGAAUUUUGGGUAAUAUCAAGGUGA